Molecule: messenger RNA, 2153 nt
Organism: Amphiprion ocellaris (clown anemonefish)
Lineage: Eukaryota; Metazoa; Chordata; Actinopteri; Pomacentridae
Exons: 10
Coding region: 151-1965 (604 amino acids)
Molecular function (GO): oxidoreductase activity
Source: RefSeq, a predicted model, not a curated record
UAAAUCUGGAGGAGCUGAUGAGGAUUGAGUUACAUGAGACACUGUCGCAAAACUUCCCGUCCACCAGCGUCCACUGCAGUAUGCUGGAGCUGAAGCCACGUUUGCACCGUCUGAGAAGCUGCCACAAGCCGAAGAUUCAAACUCAACCAGAUGGUGAUGCUGGAUGUGUUGAUCAUAGGAGGCGGCCCUCAUGCCCUGACCCUGGCUAGCCUGCUGUCCAGGCCUGACCCCGAGCCAAACUCAGACCCUGGUCAGGACUCACCCGUCUCACCCGUCUCCCCUUUUAACCCAGCGAGCUCUCAGCCAAACCCAGAAACAACCGGCAAUAAACGCUGGAGCGGGAAGAAGAAGAAGAGGGCCACAGCUGUCUCUGCAGGUCAGACGCUGGAGGAGAAACUGGAGAAAUCAACAAUAUCAGAGAGGAUGAAGUUUCGUCCGCUGAGUGUCCGAGCGGUGGACAGUUAUGGAGAGUGGACGACUCUAUGGAAGAGUCAGUUCACUGCUCUGAACAUCCCUCAUCUGCGCUCACACACUCUGGUGCACACAGAUCCUCUCAGUAAGAAAGCACUUCAGGAAUUUGUUUUAAAGUACGAACGCUCAGCGGAACUUCACAGUCUCCCAGAUCAGAUGUACAUUCUGGACGAAAACGCAUUUUUCAACGACAUGCGUCUCGGCAAGAAGGAGAGGAAACGUUUAAACAUCACGUCAACACUGAAGAAGAGUUUAUCCUUCAGCCUGCCAGGAACCAGACUAAGUGUGGAUUUCUUUAAGGAGCAGGUGGAGAGAUACCAGCUGGAUAAAGUUCUGGUGAAGGGAACAGUGGAGCGCAUCAUUCCUGUGACUGACGACAGGAAUAAGAUGGAAGACGGUCACAUAAAAGAGCAGGAAACAGAGGGAAUACCUCUGACUGAGAGGAAUGGAGAAGAGGGAAGGAAGAGAGUGAAGUAUUUUCAAGUCCAACUCCAAGAAGGCGACAUCCUAAAUGCCCAACAGGUCGUUAUGGCAACAGGCCCGACCCGCGCCCAAAUGGCAAACAUCCCUUCAUGGGUGCAAAGCAUUGGAGAGAGCUAUCCGGAGGAGCGUUUACAGCACACAGUUCAUCUCAUGCACAGUCUGCCAAACUGGAAGCAGAAACUUACAGAAAACUGCCAGAGACAGAAAGAGAUUUUUCACACUAAAGUGUGUGAGGCAGGGCAGAGGGUGAUGGUCGUUGGUGGAGGUCUGACCAGCGCUCAUGUCGUCUCCAUUGCCCUGCAGCAAGGUGCCAGCCACGUGACGUGGGUCAUGAGGAAGCAUCUUCAGUUGAAGCAGUUUGACGUGGGCGAUGUGGAGAGCCUGGUGGGCCGGUACUCCCACGUGGAGCACGGCAUCAAGACGGACGGCCAGGCCUACCUACGGCAGUUCUACAAUGAACGGAGUUUCCACAAACGGCUGGCUAUGAUUCGCCAGGCGAGGAAAGGAGGAGCCGUCACCCCAGAGGCCUACAUCCACCUGAAGCCGUUCAUCUUGAAUGGACAGGUGGACGUGAAGACUUACUGUCAGGUGAGUGAAGCCAGCUGGUGCUACAGGAAUCAGGCCUGGAGCCUUUCUCUCAGCACUGGGGGCCACUGGACUGGAGAUAUGAUCUGGCUCGCCACCGGCUGUAAGCUCGAUGUCAAACAGGACCCGCUGCUUUCUGAGGUGAUGAAACAAUUCCCAGUUCAGGUGAUAGAUGGAUGGCCAUGCAUAACAGAAAGCUUACAGUGGGCAGAGGGUUGCCCGCUCUAUCUGAUGGGGCAGUACACUGCUCUGCAGGUUGGACCUCAUGCAGUAAACCUGGCUGGCGGUCAGGCUGCCAGCAUGCGAAUCGCCAAAGACAUCCUGCGCCGUCAGCAGCAGGACAAUGACCAGGAUUCUGAAGGGAAUGGAGAGAAAUCAACGACUGAAGAAUACAUUGAACAGAUGCGAGGCCUGUUGUGGCUUUAAUGUUACAUUUGGCCAGAGGAACUCAAAUACACCUGUAUGAGAGCUGUCACAUGUUCUUCAUCUGCCUGGUCCAGUGACACUUGGUGUGGAUGAUGGAGAUGAAUUAUUGAACAAAUGUGAAAGUGAUGUUUUUAGGAACAAAAGCAACAGUUCUGUUGCUAAUAAAAUCACCAUUUAAGCAACUUAAA